Messenger RNA from Anastrepha ludens (Mexican fruit fly), 2464 nucleotides. RefSeq names its product anaphase-promoting complex subunit 4 (gene APC4). Gene Ontology annotation, biological process: anaphase-promoting complex-dependent catabolic process; positive regulation of mitotic metaphase/anaphase transition; protein K11-linked ubiquitination. The transcript has 9 exons. NCBI's taxonomy places the organism in Eukaryota, Metazoa, Arthropoda, Insecta, Diptera, Tephritidae. The record is from RefSeq and is a predicted model, not a curated record. Gene Ontology annotation, molecular function: protein binding. Gene Ontology annotation, cellular component: nuclear periphery; anaphase-promoting complex. Bases 118 to 2388 code for a protein of 756 amino acids.
AAAUUGCAAUAACCAGAAGAAUAGAAGUUGUCAAUUCGAAAAGAAAAUGGAUAGUUUGUUUUUGGUGCAAAUAAGAUAAAAUAAUUAAACAAAUAUAAUUAUAUAUAAGUAAUAAAUAUGGCCCAAGCGAUCUUCAUGAAACAAAUGGGCUCCCGUAUGGUGGGUGGUGCUGUUCAAACCAUGGAAUGGAGCAAUAAAAUGGAUUUGAUAGCCUAUGGCACCGACAGAGGUGAAGUUAUAAUACAACGCUUGAAUUGGCAAAAGAUAGUGACAUUUCCUUCCCAGGGCGAAGAUAUUGCGGUACGUUCACUCGGUUGGCAACUGGAUGAAACAGUUUUAGCAGCUGGCUACAGCAAUGGACGAGUGACAUUGCUCGAUGCCGAACGAGAGGACCAAAUUUCAAUGCUCAACUUUGAAGAUGAUAUCAAACGCGUGUACUUCACCAAAGCUAUAAAAAUAUCCGAUUACCGUAGCACCUAUCGCAAUCGCAAGGAGCACACCUUCGACUUUUUUCUACCACCUUUACCUCCUUUAAGCGGCAUCGGAUCUUUAUCAAAGUCACCGGAAGAGCAGAGAUCUUUUGCUAAAGGUUCGCCCUGCUUCUUGGUAGUCAUUACCGUAACUGGGAAAGUACAUUUAUUGCUGCUUGGAGCACUACGUGCAGGACACAUAGAUUUGAAGCAGCACGCUACACAUCCAGAAAAGUUCAUAGUACAUGAUGUUCGUUUGAGUGGCAACUUCAAUGCCAUCUAUGCCCUGGUUACCGAUGGCUCCGACCUGAAGGUAUUACAUUUUCACAAUGCUGUGCUACAGGAGUAUAUCUCACCAAUGCUGCAUUUAGCAGUGCACUGUGCUAAUGUACUGGAGACUAAAAACUACAUAAACGAAACCAUUCAAAGUAUUAUGGAAGCGUGGGAAACAGUGCUCUUGGAGAUGGAUAACAAACUAACAAAAUAUGCAAAUCAACAACCAGAAGGCUCGAUCGCCGCGGAUUUUUUGGAAUUGCUGGUAUUUGGAUAUGCUACACAUGAAAUCGAGGACUUUCUCAGAGAUGAUUUAAACGAGAAGGGUUUGAAAAAGUUGGCGAAUUCGGUCGAUCUUAGUUACUCCACUGUGGCGAGUCUUGUUACUAAGCAAUUACAAAGUAGCAGCGUAAAUAUGUUCUAUUUUCUGAAUGCAUUGAAAGGCCUAAGCCGUAUUACUUAUUUUUUUGAGCCGCUUCUCUCAUCAGAUGCCACCCAAGAGGCGCUUCGUGCAUGUGGCGCUUUCUUGAUGAAAGUGCUGGAAGUGCAACAAGUCAUCGAUCAGUGCAUCAAUGACAUGAAGCUAUUUUUCUCUUGGCUCUGUAUAGUGAUUUUGCGCCUUUAUCAGCAUGAUAUACCCGAAGAAAUGACACAGAUAACACCGGAAGAUACAAUAUAUCUGGCGGAAUACUUAAACAGUUUUGAGGACAGCGUUGUGGAAAAUGAGGACGGCACUGUGACAAAGCGCAAAUUCAAUUUGGAAAAGGUUGGGCAAUAUUUGGAAAACCGAAAUUUGCAGCAGAUUGUCAAAUCGGAUCCGCAUCACUUGUGGCAUCGCUUACUAGAAGAAAACGAAUGUCUACGCAAUUGCUCUUUACUCUUUCCGCACGAAAAAGAAACUUCGCUUAUACAGCAGCGUGACAAGCUACUAAAAGCGGUCGAGGAUGUUUUCAAACGCCCUAAUGAAAGUAUUAGUGCUAGUUUUGUGCAGGAUGCGAGCAUCACGUGCGCUUCGUUGCCGCCCGCACCGGACGAUGGUGACAUGCACCCUGUGUUUCAUAGUUCAUUUUUUGUGGAUGAGGAAUCAAGUACAGACUUGUUGGUUACAACGAUAAAUUGGCACGAAGCUUUGUUGCUGGAGUUUAAUAAGCAAUUUUCUUUUCUAAAAUGUACGCGCAUCGAUUUGCAACCUGGACCAUUUACUAGUCAUGCUCUGCGCGAUGUCGUUUUUAAUUCGUUAAAAUUUGUUGACUUGGGAUUUUAUAAUGAGAGCCUACUCUCGAUAUUGCUGCACAAUAACGGACAAAAUGAUGAUAAACGAAGCUACUUCUUGCAAUGUAGUUUGGAAGCUACAAAGGGGAAACGAACGCGACACAUAAUGCCAAAUAAUGUUAACUUGGUGGAUGUGGACUUUGCAUGCCACAUUCCUGAUAUAAUGGAUGCUAACAUCAUAAAACCUCUUGAAGGCGAGUGCACACGCCUGGCGGUUUCGGGCAGCAGAAAGGUGGUCACAGUGCUCUCCGAUCAAUGCCAUAAAAUGACCAUUUUCGAAAUGGAUAUCGAGGACGAAGAAGAUGAGACUGAAAUGUCGCAAAAUUCGUUGCUAGAAAUAAGUAAAGAAUCGGCUACAUCAUCAAAUGAAUAAAAUAAAUUGGAAUAAGCUGAAAAUUGCUUCUAUUUGUAUUUAUUCAAAAAUAUUUUUACUAUUUAGCCAGCUGGGA